Messenger RNA from Opisthorchis viverrini, 2741 nucleotides. RefSeq lists its product as hypothetical. The record is from RefSeq and is a predicted model, not a curated record. The transcript has 12 exons. Gene Ontology annotation, molecular function: phosphatidylinositol binding. The coding region runs from base 43 to 2322 and encodes 759 amino acids. NCBI's taxonomy places the organism in Eukaryota, Metazoa, Platyhelminthes, Trematoda, Opisthorchiida, Opisthorchiidae.
CUAUCUACGCCCUCUGUGGCAACUCUGUCACUUCGGCUCCUGAUGUCCAAAUGCAAUGAACUGGACAGAACCCACAACAGGCCAUUAUUCCUGGAUGGAAUGCCAGAUGAGGGCAUACCGUCGAGAUUUACACGGACCUGCAACACAUUCAUUAGCCGCUACAGAAAGUUCGUCUCCACGUAUGAAACUUUCGUACUGUUUAGGAUAAUCACCGACUCCCAGACUUCCGGACGUGUGAGAGCAUACGGCGAGCUCUACAAAAACUCCCGCACACAAAGUGGUAUCCCACUUCUAAUUAAUCUUGUGACCGACGAAAUGAUGAGACGAACACUCGAAGGUUUUCAAAACCCCGGUGUUCAAAUAGCCUGUGAUGAAGACCUUGUCGAUCUCGAUUAUACAGACUACAUUGUUCUCAUCUUCGAAAAGGAGAAGGCGCGAGUGUUUUUGGACGAAAUAACCAAAAUCAUCCCGUCCUUUGGUAUGCGCUCUGCACCUACAAUGGUUCUGGACAUGCAGUCACUAAACACGCCCAUUAUAUUCCAGCGAGAGGCACUGAAAGUUGUGGAACGUUUUACGUAUCUUGGGGGUUGCAUUAUUUCUGAUUGUAGUGUGACAGAUGAGGUCAAUCCACGAAUCCGAAAGGUUCGGGUCGCAUUUGCGAAUUUGAGAUACCCAUGGCGUCGAAUUGGUGUAUCCGUUAAUCUCAAAGGACGUGUGUAUCGAGCUAUAAUGCAGGCUGUUUUGUUGUAUGGCUGUGAGACUUGGUUUGUUCGAGCGGCGGAACUGAGACGUCGUCAGGUGCUCGACAAUCGUUGCGUUUUCAAGUUUUCGCCCACCACUGGCUCAGAAGCUUUGCUGAUGUCGGACGGCGUCAACGGAUUUGUGACAAGACUAGAAAGCCGGAAUAUCCGGGUGGGCACUUUGAAGUUGAGCGACGGUACAGCGAUUUUGAAUGGCUUCACAACCGACUUACCCAGCUUCAUCCGUCUCUGUUUAUUCCGUUUCGUCAACACGAGCUCAGAUGUGAGCACGUUCGAUAGUUUGGACCUGAUGAUUCAGGUGCUUCCAGCAUAUGCCGAUGGAGUGGCGGUAACAGCUUCUCCUCCUGUGCCUGAUUUUCCGCUACCCGGGAAAAUGCUAACAACAGCCUUAGAUCGCUUUUCGGAUAAUUUUCUCCGUCCCCGUGCCCUGGGACUUCAAUUAUUUUUGGCACGCCUUUCCCGACAUCCAAUCUUGUUUGUAAGCCCAGAUGCGGUCGCCUUUCUUACGCUGCUGAGGGAGGACUUUGAAAAAUAUCGGUCAUCACACGCACCGGCAAGCCUGCUGUCUCACCUUUUAUCAGAUAGUCGUUCGAGCAUUCGUAAUCUGAUAAAUUCUGGGCGUCCCGGAGGAGAUGAAGAAGAAGAUUCCGUUACACCACAAGCUGCUCUUGGACUUAUAGGCUCCAGCGCUAUGCGUGAGUAUGAGCGAGAAUUUCAGGACUAUUCAGACGAAACAGAGAAGUUUAUCGCGAUAACUCAGCGUCUUGCACGUGCCACUGAAUUUGUGUCCCAUCAGCUGGAGAACCUUGGUAUGGGUUUCUCCGAGCUUGCACGUUGCCUGGAAAUGUGGCCACCCUCCCUGGUCGUUGAUGUGGCGGGACAAACUGCUUCGAACGCGUCGCAGUUACAAGCACUUUUGACUCCCAGUCCGCCUACUAUGAAUCUGAAAUGGGACCGAGAUCGUCCUCCAGCUCCAGCCGUGAUUGCUAAUGUAACCCAAGUCGUAGCCAAAGAAACUACGGAUCUAUCUACCCGUCUAAAGAACAACACUCUCGUUCAUUGGCGCGACGCUGCCCAAUAUGCUCAAUCUGUCAGAGCUGUCUUGAACAGCCGUGGUGAUCUGGAAAACCGUUAUUUCACUACGGUAGAGGACCUGAAAGUGGAAUCCGAAAAUCCAUCCAGAGGACAGGAAGGACGUUUCAUGCGCUUUGCGAGGGGCUACUUUUCGUGGAAUCAGCGCUCUUUAUCUCAGCUUGUCUCUGAUGCGAACCAGCUGCAAGAUCAAGUCAGUUUUGUCAACGGUCAAAUUCGUGCAGAGUUUGGACGCUGGCGAGCGGAGCGGCGCGAAGAAUUAAUGGAGAAUUUGGUUAACAUGUCUCAGUCCUAUGUGUUAUACUGGUCCCGUGUGGUUGACGCCUGGCGGAGUGCAGCUGUAGAACUCGGACCUUAUCUUCCCUCCGACCAAGCAGGAGUAAUUUCCACCGCACAGCCCUCUAACGGAGUCCAAAACGAAGAAGUGACGAAUAGUGCACCGGAGGAGGACGAUGUAACGCCGCACUGAAUGUGUCCCGAUGAUUCACAAGAGUAAUUCAGCUAUUGUAAUCGUUUUUUCGCCUAUCCAGGUGAAUGGAACCGCAGUCAUACCUGGCACACCCUUUUACAUCGAAACAAGCAGACAACUUCCAAAUCUGGCUGUGCUUGAUUAUCCCAGGACUCAUCAAAUCGCAUCGGAUGAUGUGACUAACCACUACCCUCUGCAUAUGCUUUCCACAGUUCCAAGUGGAACAUCCCGCGUCCAUUCCAACCGAUGAACAGAUUAUCACCCUACCGCAAUCUUUCGUUUCAGCGCCCGCAUUGUUCAGACUGUUGUUUAUUAUUCCUUUUGUCAACGAAUGUCAUGGAUAAUAAAGAUCUUUCUGCUUAAACUUAUAAUUGGAUAUCAGGGCAACGGCUAUGCAGUAUGGUACUAAUUGAGGCUUC